AUGAGUUCCCUCAAGCUGCAGAAGAGGCUUGCAGCCUCUGUUAUGCGAUGCGGUAAAAAGAAGGUGUGGCUUGAUCCAAAUGAGAUCAAUGAAAUCGCAAACACCAACUCCCGACAGAACAUCCGUAAGAUGAUCAAGGAUGGUCUCGUCAUCAAGAAGCCUGUGGCAGUACAUUCCCGUGCUCGCGUCCGUAAGAACACAGAGGCAAGAAGGAAAGGUCGUCACUGUGGUUUUGGUAAAAGAAGGGGUACAGCUAAUGCACGUAUGCCUCAAAAAGAACUCUGGGUACAACGGCAAAGGGUAUUACGUAAACUGCUCCUGAAAUACAGAACAGCUAAGAAGAUUGACAGGCAUCUAUACCAUGCUCUGUACAUGAAGGCAAAGGGUAAUGUGUUCAAGAACAAGCGUGUAUUGAUGGAGUAUAUCCACAGGAAGAAGGCUGAGAAGGCUAGGACUAAGAUGCUUAGUGACCAAGCGGAGGCCCGCCGUAACAAAGUGAAAGAGGCGCGCAAACGCCGCGAGGAGCGUAUCGCUGCCAAGAAGGAGGAGCUUUUGCAGACGUUCGCGCGGGAAGAUGAGGCCGCCGUCACCGCUAAAAAGUGA
Arctia plantaginis is the source of this 603-nucleotide messenger RNA. NCBI's taxonomy places the organism in Eukaryota, Metazoa, Arthropoda, Insecta, Lepidoptera, Erebidae. The record is from the annotation of a GenBank genome assembly.